AUGAUUGGGGAGGAGCCUAGACCGAGUGACCCCACGCUGCAGGAAGAUUGGGACGAGCGCUCCUCGGCUGGCUACUAUUUGAUGUCGCAGAGUUUGGAGCUGAACCAGCGUCACCACGUCAUGCACCUGCUGCCGGAGGUUGAAUGCGGUCCGAAGGCGUGGACCGUGUUGAAGGAGCUGCACGCCCCGACCUCCGUUGUCGCAACGUUGAUGCUGGAGAGGGAGCUGUCCGCGUUGCGCCUGAGCGAGGGAGAGCCGGUGCAACCAGUCCUGGACAAGAUGCGCGACCUCUACGCGAAGUUGGCGACCGCGGGAAUCACCUACCCGGAGCAGACCAAGUGCUUGAAGAUGCUCUCGCUGCUGCCGGAAUCGUGGCUUCAAUUUACGAGCGGAUUGAGCCUGCCGCAGAACCAGAGCUCGUGGACGCUCGAGUGGGUGCGGACGAAGAUUCUGGAGGAGGACUUCCGUCGCCGCCAACUGAGGGGUGGAGACGACGGCAGCAGCAGCUACGGGAUGCAAGGGAGCCGACGUGGCAGAGGACGUGGCUUUGGUGGUGCUGGACGCGGUGCAAAGAAAGACGACGACUCCAACGACCAACAAGGAGGUACUGGUUGGGGUCGCGGUGCGAAAUCUGGACGUGGGGGCAAGUCGGGUGCUGGUGGCAAAAUGAAAGGGAGUUGCUGGUAUUGUGAGAAGGAAGGGCACCCCUGGUUUUUGUGCUAUAAGAAACCCGAUGGAUGGACCCCCCAGAAUCGUCACCAGGAUGGCGGCGCGCGGAGGAACCAGAAAAACGGCGCCAACAUGGUCGCUGAUUCGUCCGACAACAACCCGAAGGGCAACGGCGGUGCGGAGAAGAAGAAGGAGCGCACCGCGGGCCAAUUCUUCCAUGUGGGAGACAAGGGGGAGCAAGGAGACGCCUCUGCCAAAGUUGGAGCAGAGCUGCACCCCCUAGACUAUUGGGUGUUGGACACAGGCGCUGCUUGGACGAUGACGCCGCGCAAGGACCUGCUGGACGAAGUACGAGCUGCACCGAUCAAUGAAGUGUGCUCCGCCUCUGGACACAUGUUGAAGGUGGCUGGUGCGGGACGAGCUGCGUUUAAGGGAGCGGAUGGCAAGCCGGUGGUGCUGCACGACGUUCUCUUCGUCCCCGACCUGAAGGCCAACCUUAUCUCCCUCCGUAAGCUUGGCAAGGCUGGGGUGAACACCAACACGGAUGGGGCACGCACUUAUAAGGGGAAGCUGGGCAAUCGGGUGCUUUGGGAUCUGCACGAGAGCAAGGACGUGUACAGAUCUAUGUGGCAGCUGCCGGCCCUGGCGUGGCAUGGUGGGGGGCAGGCUGGAGAGGGGUCUGCAUCCCAGGGGGAGUGCAAUGCCGUUGGAGGGGUUGGUGUGAAAGUGUCGGCCAGAUCUGGGGAGACAGAUUGGGCAACGGCACACCGGCGCUUAGGGCAUGUGGCAAUGCCUUUGCUGAAGCAGCUGGAGAAGGAUGGAGCCGUUAAGGGUCUGAAGCUGAACGGACAGCCACCCGAUGACAACUGUGAAAUCUGUUUGCUUUCAAAGUUCACCCGUUUCCCUUUCCAUAGUGUGGCUGGCAGGAGCAAGAAGCCUUUGGAGCUGGUCCACAUGGACUUGGUGGGGCCGCUGCCGGUGCAAGGGCACAAGGGGGAGCGGUAUUUUCUUACAAUUGUGGAUGACUGGAGCAGGCUGAUGUGGGCGUAUCCGCUGAAGCAGAAGGACCACGCCGCCUCCACGAUACGGGACGAUUGGCUGCCAUUCGUGGAGAAGCAGGCGGAGUGUGUAGUGAAGCGGAUUAGGACAGACCGGGGUGGUGAGUUCCUUGGAGCUGAAAUGACGGCCUGGCUCAAGAAGCAGGGCAUCCAGAGAGAGCUGACCACGGCUUAUACCCCACAGUCCAAUGGUGUAGCAGAACGGGCAAACCGGACCAUUCUGGAGACAGCUAGGGCGCUGCUCAUAGAAUCUGGGCUGAGCAAUUCUAUGUGGCCUCAUGCUGUCCGGCACGCCACUGUCGCUAGGAACAGGGUGCUCACCAAGGUUGGGGAUGACUCGUGGGUGCCGUUGGAGAGGUGGCUUGGGAGGAAGCCGCCGGUGGACAUGCUGAGGGUGUUCGGUUGCAUGGCAGUCGCCCACGUCCCCAAGACCUACCGCAGUAAGUUGGGGGCGAGUGCAAUCUGGUGUGUGCAUUUGGGGCUGGCUGCUGAGAGCAAGGGAUGGCUGCUGUGGGAACCAUCCAAGGGUGUGUUGUUUGACAGCAGGGAUGUGAAAUUCAUUGAGGGCAUGAUGUAUGGGAGCUGGGAGAAACAGCCGGAGGCAAGGGUGUCCCAGCAGAUGGAGCAGAUCACCAUGCAGCUGGACCUGACUCCUAGUGUGUGGGAGGAGGGAGAGGAGGCAGCUGCUGGAAAUGGUGAUGGAGAGAAGGUACAGGAGGCAUCUGCUGGUGGAGAAAAUGGUGUGGAAACUGGCGGCAGCACUAGUGGAGCUGCUGGACCCGAGGGAGGAGAGAAGCAGCAGGGAAAAACUAAGAAGCCGAAGGGUGUCGUUAUGAAGGGAUGGGAGACACCCGUCUCCAGGCCAGGACGUACCCGUAUGGCUACUAAGAAGCUGACUGCAGGAACUGAUGCAGCAGAGCAGCAGCUAGGGACCGAAGAGGCAUUGCUGAUUCUACCUCAUGGCUAUGACCCGGAUGAGGAGGAUGAGCCUGCGUACUGUUUUCUUGCCCCUGCACCAGAGGAACCAGCUAGCAUGGAGGAGGCAUUAGCUGGACCAGAUAGGGACAAGUGGCUGGCUUCUAGGGAUGCUGAGUACCAGAGCCUGCUGGAGAAUAGGACAUGGGAUCUGGUGGUGCUGCCUGAUGGGAAGAAAGCGAUACAAUGCAAGUGGGUGCUGAGGAUCAAGACCGAUGACAAGGGGCAGGUCACCAUCUACAAGAGUAGGCUGGUGGCGAAGGGGUUUAUGCAGAAGGAGAAGCAGGACUUCAACGAGAUCUUUGCUCCCACUGCCAAACCCCCUACCCUCCGUGUCUUGUUGGCAGAUGCAGCUGUUAGUGGGAAAUUCAUCAUUCAGAUGGAUAUUUCAACGGCAUUCCUGAAUGGGAUUUUAGAGGAGGAUGUGUACAUGACGCAGCCGCCUGGGUAUGAGGAUGGUACGGGCAGGGUGUGCAAGCUCAACAAGUCCAUCUACGGCUUGAAGCAGGCGCCACGCUGCUGGUACCAGAAGUUGGCAGCUGUUUUAGAGGAGAUGGGAUUCAGGACCAGCAGCUGUGAUGAGAGCCUCUUUCUCAAGGGCGAGGGGGAGAAGCUGGUGCUGUUUCUGGUCUAUGUGGACGACAUUCUUCUCUUCAGCAGCAGCAUGAAGGAGAUCCAGAAAGUGCAGCAGCAACUGAUGGAAAACUUCAAGUGCAAGAACCUUGGGGAGGUAAAGUACUACCUCGGGAUGCACGUGGAGAGGGAUCCAGAUCACAGGUGGUUGAAGCUGCACCAGGAGAAGUUCAUCAAGGAGCUGGGGGAGAAGUAUGGGAUUGAGAAUGAGCGCAAGGUUGCAACUCCCCUGCCAGCAGAAUUCAAGCUUGUGAAGGCUGCAGAGGAUGAAGGGGUUGAAGCUGAAGAGCAGCAGCAAUUUCAGUCCUUGGUGGGCAGCCUCUUGUACGCAGCAGUUCACACGAGGCCCGACAUCUCUUUCUCGGUUGGGCAGCUGGCUAGGGUGGUGCAGAAUCCAUCAGAGGAGCAGGUGGAUGCAGCUGAGCGUGUGGUGAAGUACCUGAACUCUCACCCAAGCAUUGGAGUUCAAUACUCCGCAUCUGCACAGGUGAAGCAGAAAGGGGUGGAGGUGCUGAAAGAGAAGGGGGAGAGGCUUGGAGAAGGCAAGCUAUUUCUCACUUGCUUUACCGAUGCUACGUGGGCUUCUGAGAAGGAGGAUUCCUCAUCUGUGGGAGGAUACAUCUGCGUAGUUGGGGGAGGACCUGUUAGUUGGAGGUCCAAGAAGCAGACGGAGACGGCACUCUCUUCCGUAGAAUCAGAGUACAUGGCGAUGUUCCAUGGGGUGAAGGAGGUGAUUUGGCUGAGGAGGCUGUUAGAGGAGAUUGGCCAGGAGCAGAAAGUUGCUAUGCCGCUGUUUUGUGAUAGCAAGGGGGCUCUUGGGAUGGCCAGAAACGCUGUGCUUCAUGGGCUGAACAAGCACAUGCGUAUCAAGUGGCACUGGCUGCGUAAGGAGGUGAAGAGGGGGACGGUGCAUCCGAUCUACAUCAAGACUCACCAGCAGCCAGCAGACUUUCUCACCAAGAGGCUUGCGGAUGAGCCUCAUUGGCGUUGUGUGCGCAUGAGUGGAAUGAGCAUGAACUAG
Messenger RNA from Closterium sp. Yama58-4, 4356 nucleotides. The record is from the annotation of a GenBank genome assembly. Lineage: Eukaryota; Viridiplantae; Streptophyta; Zygnematophyceae; Desmidiales; Closteriaceae.